AUGGAACCAUCUCAGGUCUCUGAUGAGUCGAGGGUUCUCGUCAUCUACACAGGCGGCACCAUUGGCAUGCUCGUCGGCCAGCAUGGCUACGUUCCAGAGCCCUAUUUUCUGACAGAGACACUUCGCAGUCAAACCCGCUUCCAUGAUCCGUUGCAGGAUUCGUUAUUUUCCAACGCGGGUUCUGUACAAGGCUUUAGACAAUGGAGCAGCGGCAGUGGCAGGAGCAGUCCGCUUACCAGCAAUACACCGGACGCGCUGCCUACGCCGCCCACCCACCAGCCGACAUUGUUAGUGCGAUCAGCUCGUUUCAUUGGUGAUCCAUCGGCGCUGGCACCAAAUCAGUCGGGAAUGAAAGAUAGGCCUACUUGCGUUCAGGUCGCAGAUAACGUAUUUGAAGCAUACCUACCGAGCCUCGUAACUCCUAGGACGACGAUCGCGGGAAAGACCAAGCGAAUUCGAUACGCGAUUUUAGAGUGGAAUCCCUUGUUAGACAGCAGCAACAUAGAAAUUGAAGAUUGGAUACGCAUCUCAACUGAAAUAGAACUCAACUACCACUACGAUGCAUUCGUAAUCUUGCAUGGCACAGACACUAUGUGCUAUACUUCGAGCGCCCUUAGCUUUUUGUUAGAAGACCUCGGCAAGACAGUGAUCAUAACUGGGGCGCAGAUUCCUCUCUCGCAACUUCGGAACGAUGCCGUUGAUAAUCUGAUGGGAGCUCUGACCAUUGCGGGUCGCUACAUUAUCCCUGAAUGUUGCCUUUACUUUAACCAUACACUUUUCCGUGGAAACAGGGUGUCGAAGACGUCCUCCUUUGACCUAAGUGCCUUCAGCAGCCCAAAUUUCCCCUCUCUGGUGGACGUUGGGAUUGAUAUCGUGGUGAAUUGGAAUAAUGUCCUUCGGCAAGCAAGUCUGCAGAAGUUUCGAGCCCAUAAAGCGAUGAGCCCGAACGUCGCGACACUCCGUCUUUUCCCUGGCAUCACGGCCGCUACUGUCAGAGCCUUUUUGAUGCCGCCCGUUCGAGGUGUUGUAUUGGAGACCUUCGGUGGGGGAAAUGCACCGCAGCGGUCGGAUCUGAUGUUGGCCCUCAAGGAAGCCUGUGACAGAGGCGUCAUCAUUGUCGCCAUCUCGCAGUGUUCUAAAGGAUCCAUCUCGGACGCGUACGAAACUGGAAGAACCCUGAUGCAGGUCGGCGUUGUAUCAGGCGGUGACAUGACUCCAGAGUGCGCUCUGACAAAACUGGGGUAUUUGUUGUCAAAAGAUGAGUUGUCGCCAGGCGAAGUGCGGAAUCUGAUCGCGACCCCUCUGCGUGGAGAAUUGAGCCGACCACUGGGAUCCACAGGCGAAUUCUCCGACGAAUCGUUGGCCAAACUACAGGGGGUCGUAUCUAGAUUCAUUCAACUAUCUCAACCCAAGCCAAUUUUGCCGCAUAUUACUAUCACAUCUGAUAGCGCUGGAGCCACCGCCCGAAAUGCUGCAGCUGCCUGGUCCGAGACCGCCGCUGAGAUUUCAUCCACCGAGGCUGCACUCCUUCCGUUUUUGACGCAUCUCGCUGUGGCUAGAGAUGACCUGGACAGUCUCCAAUUCUGCAUCGAUGCCGACGACUACGGAAACGUCCAGUCCGCCAAAGGCAACAAUAUGGGUACCUCAGUCCCGGGCGGAGUGAUCAAUUGUCUUGAUCCUGCUUCUGAUCGCACGCCGCUUCAUGUUGCUGCUCUCAACGGCGCCGCCCGUUGUGCGCACAAGCUACUAGGCUCCGGGGCGCUGGUGCACUGCAGAGAUAACCUAGGGCACACUCCUCUCUACUACGCCGCGCGGCAGGGGCACAUGGAGGUCGUACAAACACUCCUUCAAGCCGGUGCUCGAUUGGGUGGUAUCGAUAUCGAAGGAGGUUACGCUGCACUAGCUGUACGGGCAGCUAAGAAUAUAGGCGACAAGCAUUGCCUUGAUAUCUGGAAGCAGACUGGCUUGCAAGGAUGA
Messenger RNA from Pleurotus ostreatus (oyster mushroom), 1977 nucleotides. RefSeq lists its product as uncharacterized. Lineage: Eukaryota; Fungi; Basidiomycota; Agaricomycetes; Agaricales; Pleurotaceae. The record is from RefSeq and is a predicted model, not a curated record. Gene Ontology annotation, molecular function: protein binding; asparaginase activity. Gene Ontology annotation, biological process: amino acid metabolic process. The transcript has 10 exons. The coding region runs from base 1 to 1977 and encodes 658 amino acids.